This is a messenger RNA of Olea europaea var. sylvestris, 1217 nucleotides long. RefSeq names its product gibberellin 2-beta-dioxygenase 2-like. The transcript has 4 exons. The record is from RefSeq and is a predicted model, not a curated record. Lineage: Eukaryota; Viridiplantae; Streptophyta; Magnoliopsida; Lamiales; Oleaceae. Gene Ontology annotation, biological process: response to light stimulus; gibberellin catabolic process. Bases 1 to 1002 code for a protein of 333 amino acids.
AUGGAUCGUAUGAGGUGGAGGAAAUUCCUUCCUUACAGUUUUCACGCGAAGAAAUGUAUCAGUAAGGUGGCCAAUUCUGUUGUGUGUGUAGCAUGCAUGCAAUGCUCAACAAAUGUCGAAUAUUUAACGACUGUAGAGGACCCUCCCCUUCCUCAGCUAUAUAAUCUAUCAAUUUCAACCUUGGGGCUUCCAAAAGUGGAACAGGUGUUAGAAGUGCGUUCAAUUGAUUCAAUAUUGAUGAAUCUAGAAAAAAGAGUUGAGGGUUGGAACGAACGUAUAAUAAGAAUUCUUGUAAUGCCGUGGGACUUCUUGAUUGGUGCUGAGCUAACUAUAGUGCAAAGUCGUAUCAUUUUGGUCAAUAAGAUCCAAAAGGUUUAUCCAGCCCGAGGCUCUGCAGUGAGGGGUUAUGUAGAAGCAGUUAGGAAGUUGGCAUGUGAAAUAUUGGAGCUGAUGGAAGUAGGGUUAGGGUCACCUGGCCCCUCUGUACUCAGUAGGCUAAUCAGAGACGUUGAAUGUGACUCGCUCCUCAGAUUCAAUCAUUAUCCAAAGGUUGAUGAUGGUGCCGCGUCACCCACCUCUAUUGGGUUUGGAGAACAUACCGACCCUCAGAUCUUGACCCUCUUGAGAUCCAACGGUGUAGGUGGCCUCCAAAUCUCACUGGAUGAUGGGGUGUGGGUCCCAGUCAACCCCCACCCAGUUUCAGCCUUCUUUAUUAAUGUUGGUGACGUGUUGCAGGUUAUGACAAAUGGAAGGUUUUUGAGUGUAAGACACAGGGUUAUGGUGAACUCAUACAAGUCUAGAAUGUCAAUGGCAUAUUUUACAGCUCCACCCCUUGAUGCCACAAUAAGUUGCCUACCAGUACUAUUAACACCACAGAAACCUCCUCUUUACAGAAGCUUCACCUGGGCUGAGUACAAGAAGGCUGCAUAUUCGCUACGACUAGGAGAUAGCCGUCUUAAUCACUUCAAGGCUCGAGUAAAUGAUGAUGAAAAUAGUACCUAAUUCCCUAAGUGAUUUUUCAUGGAAUUGAUUAAAAGAUAAGUUUUUUAUGAUGGUUUUCUGUAGUUGGCUAACCAGUAGUUGUUAGAGUUGGGAAUGUAGGUUAGGUUUGGAAUGAUAUGAAAAAGGAUUUUAGGGUUUCUGACUUCGCUUGUGUACUCCUAUUGUAAGAUUGUCAAUUAUAUGUGAAUUAUUAAGCUAAAAGCUCAACUAUGUUA